This is a messenger RNA of Mercenaria mercenaria, 945 nucleotides long. Its product is annotated as adhesion G-protein coupled receptor D1-like. Lineage: Eukaryota; Metazoa; Mollusca; Bivalvia; Venerida; Veneridae. The transcript is spliced from 9 exons. Gene Ontology annotation, biological process: adenylate cyclase-activating G protein-coupled receptor signaling pathway; cell surface receptor signaling pathway. Gene Ontology annotation, molecular function: G protein-coupled receptor activity. Bases 1 to 945 code for a protein of 314 amino acids. The record is from RefSeq and is a predicted model, not a curated record. Gene Ontology annotation, cellular component: membrane.
AUGCAUCUAUGCAUGUAUGAUGAACUUAUUCUGAUACUGAUACCAAAACGUGACUUCUCGCAACCUCUCACAUCAAAUUUUAGACUGGAAGAAAUUCACAUUGCCUCCCUUGAGAUUCUGACGAUAAUUGGCUGCUGUAUAUCUAUUGCUGCUUUAUCUACAACCGUCACUGUGUUGCUCUGGUUCAGAUUACGUUCUGAGCGUUAUAUCCUGUUGCUACAUCUCUCGGUUGCUGUUGUUGUGGCACAAGUCGUAUUUCUUACAGGAAUAGAUGCUGUGAAUAUGAAGAUUGUGUGUCGUUUGGUUGCCAUCCUGUUACACUACUUGUACCUUAGUGUCUUUACGUUGAUGCUCGCCGAGGGGAUCCAUCUUUUCCACAAACUGCACCGAGCGUUCGACGCAGACGACAGUCUAAACAUGCUUCUUUUUCUGGGAUGGGGUUCUCCAUUUGUAAUAGUGUCUUUGUCUUUACUGUCAGCGGGCGACGGAUACAGCACUCAGCAACAUUGCUGGUUGUCAACUGAUGGUGCAAUAUGGGCAUUUGUCGGUCCGGCUUUAACAAUCAUUGCGAUCAAUAUGGCCAUCCUUAUAAUGAUAAUCCGCACUUUUUUGGGAGUGACGAUCGUUGCAAGGAAGACAGAUAUGCAGAAAUUCAAGGCAAGUUUAAAGGCUACUGUCGUGCUUCUACCACUGCUUGGUAUAACAUGGAUGUUUGGGGUCGUUGCAGUUAACGAGUCGACUGUUGUAUUCCAGUAUAUUUUCGCCAUCCUAAACUCCCUUCAAGGUUUAUUCAUCUUUCUGUUUCACAUUGUAUUUAAUGACGACGUUAGGAAAGCAUGUUCACACUAUAAGCGGAACCAGAUCACCAGCGUAGACUCGUUACCACAGUCGUCGGCAAGUAAAAAGUUGCACAAAAAGGCAAGUAUAUUAGAUAUGUUCAUCUGA